Zychaea mexicana is the source of this 879-nucleotide messenger RNA. RefSeq lists its product as uncharacterized. The coding region runs from base 1 to 879 and encodes 292 amino acids. The transcript is spliced from 4 exons. NCBI's taxonomy places the organism in Eukaryota, Fungi, Mucoromycota, Mucoromycetes, Mucorales, Lichtheimiaceae. The record is from RefSeq and is a predicted model, not a curated record. Gene Ontology annotation, cellular component: intracellular membrane-bounded organelle. Gene Ontology annotation, biological process: magnesium ion homeostasis.
AUGUCGCAGGAUACGACUAAUUUGGCAAUCCUUUCUGCAGCCGGUACUACAAAGCAACAGAAGCAUGCUGCACGGAUUAUGCCGAUCCGAAAAAAUGGUCAUUUGUUGUUGACAGCAUUGCUACUGACCAACACUGUGUUAAACGAAACGCUUCCUAUUCUUUGUGAUGGCUUAUUUGGCAAAGGCAUGUGUUAUGUCGCCGUAAUCAUCUCUACUGUACUUAUUGUCCUUUUCUCGGAGAUUCUGCCGCAGGCCAUUUGCUCUCGCCAUGGUCUCGCCAUAGGCGCAUUCUUUGCUGUUCCUGUACGAAUACUUAUUGGAUUCUGGUACAUACUUGCUUGGCCUAUUGCAAAGCUUUUGGAUAUUGUACUAGGCAAAAAUAGUGGCGUUAUAUAUGGUGUUGCGGAGCUCCGAGAACUGAUCAACCUUCAUGGUGGAUCACCGCCUUCUUCACCGUGUAAUGAUCAACAUGUUAGUGGUCCCUUACACAACAGCACAGUACAGGUGCUUCGCAACACGUUGGAUUUGUCUUUAUUCUCAGCAGGCGAACUUGUGAAUCCAGCUCGACAGCCAUUUAUGCUUCAUAUUGACACACAGUUGGACAAUGAAAUCAUGAAUAGCAUCCUGCAAAGCGAAUGCACUGCUAUUCCUGUGUACAGACAUAGAAAGACAAGUGAUGGUGUUGAUGAUGACAUUAACGGUGAAGCCCACCGAAUCAUCCUCGGUGUUCUGAAAACCAAGUAUCUUUCGGUAUUGGAUCCAGCGGAUAAGACACCAUUAAGGAAGAUUACUCUCGAACCUGUUCUGCAAGUACCUUCAUCGACACCGGCCAUCAAACUUUUGCAAAUGCUUGAAAGUGAUACCAGUAUGUCUGUGUAA